GUUUGAUGACGUGUUACGUCACGGUGGCGGAAGUCUCGGCAGCUGUGUUGAAAUCAGACCGCCCGAGUCUUAGAAGCUUCUGCUCACGCCGAGGCCAGCGACCGCCUAGCGUCAGGCGGACCCCCUGACGCCUACUCUGCAGCCCUGCUCACCUGACGCCGCUGCCACGCCAUGUCCACCCCUCCGUUGGCUGCGUCGGGGAUGGCGCCCGGGCCCUUCGCCGGGCCCCAGGCCCAGCAGGCGGCCCGGGAGGUCAACACCGCAUCGCUCUGCCGGAUCGGGCAGGAGACGGUCCAGGACAUCGUGUACCGCACCAUGGAGAUCUUCCAGCUCCUGAGGAACAUGCAGCUGCCAAAUGGUGUCACUUACCAUACUGGAACAUAUCAAGACCGGUUAGCAAAGCUACAGGAUCAUCUUCGCCAACUCUCUAUUCUCUUCAGGAAGCUGAGAUUGGUCUAUGAUAAAUGCAAUGAAAACUGCGGAGGGAUGGAUCCCAUUCCAGUAGAGCAACUUAUUCCAUACGUGGAAGAAGAUGGCUCAAAGAAUGAUGACCGGGCCGGCCCGCCUCGUUUUGCUAGUGAAGAGAGGCGAGAAAUUGCUGAAGUCAAUAAAACAUUUACUACAUAGGAUUUGAAGAAAGGAUGCUUAAAAAGAAGUUUACAAACUGUGGUCUAGUAGAAGCCCAGAUCUAGAGAUACAGACACCUGCCAUGUGCAUUCAGGGCAUCCAGCAAAUCUCAGUUACGAAGAAGAUUAUAUCAGGGCUGUGCCAUCUUGUCUUCAGUUUUCAGCAUUAGAUCGCACUUCAUGCUGAGAGCAAACAGUGACUUCUGCCACAUGUUUGAAAGACCAGUUGCAUCAGGCAUUGCAUUUUUAUUAUACUUUAUAUUCUAUAUUGACGGUUUAUAUUCUGUGCCUACCAGUAACAUUUGUUGAAUGCUUACUGGUAUGCCAGGCACAGUUCUAACACUUGACAUGAAUCAAAUCUUUUGAUCCUCAUAAAAACUCUUAUGAGGUAGGUUCAGUUAUUACCCCCAUUUUUCUGUUGUGGAAACUGAGGGACAGAGAGCUUAAGUAAUUUGGCCAACAUCAUAUAUUUAGUUAGUGAAGGAGCUGAGUAUAAACCCAGAGAGUCUGGCUCUAGAGAUUGUGUUCUUAACCACUAUGCUACUCUGCCUCUUGGAAAAGCUAUGUACUUAGGUUUUAUAACAAGUAAAUAUUUAGCUUAUUUUCUUUGGUGGUAGAAGUGGAGGAGUAAAGGGAGGUGGGGGAUGGAGCUGUAGGCCUCUGAGGGCUGAAUUAGAACUCAUCAUGCCUUGCAGUGAAUGUUUGCGGCCAGAAAAGGAUUGAGACCUUCUGCCUUAAGGAAAUUAGCUUAAUUUCUGUCUGGAUCAUUAGAGUUCUAACUUGUGACAUUUUAGUCUUCUACCUUCAUGGUAUAUAUUUCAUGAAACAUUUUUGAUAAAUUCUUUUGU
Physeter macrocephalus (sperm whale) is the source of this 1474-nucleotide messenger RNA. It is a transcript of the gene MED30, whose product is annotated as mediator complex subunit 30. Gene Ontology annotation, cellular component: mediator complex. Lineage: Eukaryota; Metazoa; Chordata; Mammalia; Artiodactyla; Physeteridae. Bases 172 to 627 code for a protein of 151 amino acids. Gene Ontology annotation, molecular function: transcription coregulator activity. Gene Ontology annotation, biological process: positive regulation of DNA-templated transcription. The record is from RefSeq and is a predicted model, not a curated record. The transcript has 4 exons.